Molecule: messenger RNA, 384 nt
Organism: Clonostachys byssicola
Lineage: Eukaryota; Fungi; Ascomycota; Sordariomycetes; Hypocreales; Bionectriaceae
Source: the annotation of a GenBank genome assembly
AUGGCGGCAAUUCUGUUGAACUACUGGAAGAGCGCAAUGACGAAGCCCAUCACUAAUGAUAUCUGGUUCAUCGCAGCCAACAAGGUGAACGGGUUUGGAUCCCCCUCACACAAAAGGACUAGAAUCAGAAACAAGGUAAAUGGGCCCGGCGCAGGAAGCAAAAGAGGCCGGGGCAAACAAGGUGGAAGGAGAAGCCCCAACCGCAACCGUCUGUUUGAACGUAACGGACAAUGUGAGGUCAGCAGCAAAAAAGGGCAGGACUGUCCUCGAUCAGUGUGCCCAGACUCGGCCUGCGUCAUGGGAAAGUCCAGAUGUGGUUUUACCGGUGAAACGGCUCAGAAGCAGGAUUGCAAGACCAAAUGCCAGUGCAGGAAGGCUAAAUAA